Molecule: messenger RNA, 2113 nt
Organism: Linum trigynum
Lineage: Eukaryota; Viridiplantae; Streptophyta; Magnoliopsida; Malpighiales; Linaceae
Source: the annotation of a GenBank genome assembly
UGCUUAGUUGCUUUGCUGCUGCUCAAACUAAGCUGACUCUCUCUCUCCCUCCCUCUGGCUAAAGCCACAAACCCAGAAGAAGAAAAAAAAAAGGCAGCUUUCAACUUUCUUGUUCGUUUGAGCUCUUCUCCCACAGGCAUUAAAUCCAUCAACUCGGUUGUGCAAACAACUAGCUUAAAUUUCCAGCAACUGGGUCGAUUCCUUUUGUCUGAAAGCAGCCAUCUUUCUGUCGGAUAAGAAGAGAGAAAAUGGAUGUAAUCCAGAUGCAGAGAACCUGGGUUGAGUAUACCAAGUCCUUGUAUAGAGAGGGCUUUCUGGACAGUCAAUUUGCUCAGCUUCAGCUGCUGCAAGAUGAGAGCAACCCAGAUUUCGUUGUGGAAGUUGUGUCUCUCUUCUUUGAAGAUUCUGAGCGCCUUCUCAAUGAUCUCACCAAAGUUAUAGAUCAGCAGCAAGGUGUGGACUUUAAGAAAGUUGAUGCACAUGUUCACCAGCUCAAAGGCAGCAGCUCCAGCAUAGGAGCUCAGAGAGUUAAGAAUGCCUGUGUUGCUUUCCGCAGCUUCUGUGAUGAACAGAACAUUGAAGGGAGCCUGAGAUGCCUGCAUCAGGUAAAGCAGGAAUACUACCUUGUGAAGAACAAAUUAGAAAAUCUCUUCAGUCUGGAGCAAAAAAUUGUGGCUGCUGGUGGAUCAGUUCCUGUGGACGAGCUGGGUUUCCUAUGAGCAAAUCGUGGGAAGAAGAGAUUGGAAGGUUGUUUUAAUGUAGAGAAAACUAUUUCUUUGUCAUGUUGUUGUUCUUCAUGCUUUAUGAUAUGCUGCCAACCUAUAAGGGUCAGUUCCUAACUAAUGAGGGGAGGUUUUUUGUGAUUGUAUUGAUGUAUGUAUGUGAUCUUUCACAUUAUCAAAUAGAUCCGAUCCCUCCCUUCUCUCUGUUUCUUGAAGUCACAAUUGGUUUCUUGUUCCUGCAUUGUUGUUUCAUGUUGGUAAUUGACGUUCACAGGAUGGAACCGACGAUGUUAAUGUUCGACAUGCAAUGGUUAAAUCGUGAUGAAAGUGUAGCUUUCGGUAUGUGGUUUAACUGGUACGACGAGUCAAUUUCAUGUAUACUAGAUGUGGUUGUCAAACUUUUUGUAUGAUAGACAGUGGUGCUUUCAGAUCAACCUUGAGAUACAACUUAUUCGUUAGACACCCAGUGACUUAGUUGUGUAAGUUCGAACGAAAAUAUAGCGAGAAAUCUUGUGUUUAAGUGGAAAUUUAGGUCCGGGACGAAAGCAAAAUUAACACUUGUCUAGAUUAUGGUCCCAUAUGUCACAAAAACAAACAUGCCUUCCUAGGUAAACAACAACAGCAAAUAUCCCUUGCAAGCAAAGAACCAAAAGUUUCACAAGAACCCAAAUCUGCCAACUAUGAAUGUUGUAGGGACUCAAAAUCAUCUCUCAUUCUCAACUGGGAAAGAUUUGAUUCCUCAGAAUCAGUCAACUCUUCACUCUGCUGAGGCUGUCCUUCAACCUCCUUUGUUUCUCUCUUCCCCCCAAAACAAUAUGCAAACAAACAAAACAUGGAAGUUAGUGGUGGAAUAGGAUACUCCCUCCCACAUGAUUGAGCUUUAAAAAGGGGAAAUGGGCCAGUUCCCAUCAACCCAAUCACACCAGAGUCCAGACAGUUGUUGGCCAUUCAUCAAAUCUUUGAAUGAUUUCCUCUGCUUCUGUUAGCUAGUGAGAAUCAGUUUUGGAGGAAAAGAAAAACAAAACAUACCCAAACCAUUCCUGUCAGCUCAACCAACCCAAGUGUGAAUUCAUGUUGGAAAAGGAAACGCACCAACUCUUUUAUAGAAUAAAAUAAAGAAGAUGGUAAAAGACUUUGUAGAAUUUUGCGCAACCAUGAAUUCAGAAUCUGAGACUGAUAAAGAAAUGAUCUUUGACAGUAAGCGAAUCUGAAAAGUGCCACUUCUGAUGGUGGGCAGAUCCACAUCCUUUUUUUUCUUCUUCUUGCUGAUCUACACAUGCUGUUAAAUCCUGAUUGGCUAGUUCAUCCCAUGUUUUGGCUAUUAAUAGAAGAACUCAUCAAAACACUGUUAAAACCAGGAAUAACUCAAGUGAUAAAGUAUGAGAUUAGCA